ACACACCAUUUCACAGGCAACCUUUUGCUUCUUCUCCUAAAGUGUAAACCAAACUACACACACAUUCUUGCAUUGUUAAGUAAGAAAGGAACACUUUCUCUAAUAGUAACCCUAAUUCCUCCCCUACUUUAAAACCCAACUCAAUUUCUUACUACCUCGUACCUAAUUAAAAUAAAAUAAAAUAAAUAUUUCCCUCCACCAAACAUGGCCUCUCUCAAUGAUGGCGAGCACCACAAGCAAAAGAGUCUCGACCAAGAGGUGAGAGAAAUGAUCUCGACUCUCACCAACCGCCUCGGCAGCAUUCAACGGUCCCACCCCAAAUCCUCGUCAGCAGCGGGGGGCUCGGGCCCCCACGAUGACGAGGACGACGACGGCGACAGAGGGGUCCGCAUCAUCACCCUGGCGGGGACCAACCUAGGGGCCACCAUGCGCGGGGGAGAAACAGACGAGAACAGUACCGGGCCGGGCGAGCAAGGCCUGGCCCGGCCCGGGCAAGAGGAGGAGGAGGACUUUGCCACAUACGGAACAGUAUCUUUCAAGCCAUCUACAGUCUAUCAUGCCACCACCAACCAAUCAUGCUCCUCCAGAAUCCACCAUAUCUGCCGCCUCUGCCUUAUGCUCCGCCGUCCCGGCUGCUGCCAGACGCUCCGCAGCGUCUUCGGCAUGGGUUUGGCGAUCUACCUCAACAGAACCUCCAACUUCUACCUCCCCGAUUCCAACACUUCGUCUUCCUGCAUGUCUGAUUUCCAGGAGAAGCUUCUGUCAAUGUCGAUUUCCGUUCCGUUUUACCCCGCCUGCUACGACACGAACUUCUUCGUCAAUAAUCCGGUCACCAGCUGCGCCGGGAUCCGUACUGUAGACGAUUGGACCAGAAUCGUCGAUCCGUACAUCCAACUCGAAUCCGUCUGCAAUGGGGAUCUCACCCGGUUGACCCAGUGCAGUAUGUGUAGGGAUGCGGGCUUGGGGAAAAUGGUGGAUGAAGUUGUGGUGGUGGGUGUGGGGGUAAUUCUGUCAUUUCACUUAAGUCAACGAGCCAGUGCACACAAAGGGGCGGUGGGCUGA
Molecule: messenger RNA, 1062 nt
Organism: Erythranthe guttata (spotted monkey flower)
Lineage: Eukaryota; Viridiplantae; Streptophyta; Magnoliopsida; Lamiales; Phrymaceae
Source: RefSeq, a predicted model, not a curated record